AAAUAAAAAAGAUAAACAGUCAUGGCGGAUCCUCAACAUGAGAAGGACGUCGUCGGUGUUGUGGAAGGUGAACAUUCCGAUUCAAGAGAGCAUGUUUACCUCCAGGAAACAUUUUAUAUACUCUCCAAAAAGAAUGCAAUGUUUCGGGUUAGACUUACAUCAAAAGGAUUAUCAUUGAUAAAGGAGGCCGAUGGUAGUUCGAAGGAACAGACAAUACUAUUGCGGGAUAUAGUCGGAAGCAAAUGCAUGAGGAGCAAAAGACGACGUCCUGGUGCGGGUUCAUGUGUCUGCAGUUCGUUUGUAGGUGCCCAGCAGCUUAAAGUCGUGGACGAGAACAGUGGAGAUCUAGAUGAAAAUGAUGUCAGCGCAUACCUGUAUGUUUACGCUUACAUCUUGAAGCGUAGCCGCCGUAACUUAAAACGAGAGCGUACUACAAUAACAUUACGCUUCAGAUCAUACGACAAGUAUGAAGAUAAUAACAAGGAAGCCCAAAAAUGGAGAGCUACGCUGAAGUGUUUGAUAGGUGGACAUCCAAUUACAUACACACCGCCUAUAAAUGAUAAAAAGUUGUUGAUUCUAUUGAAUCCUAAAUCUGGGCCUGGGAAAGGAAGAGAGUUGUUCCAGACGAAAGUGGCAACUUUAUUGCAGGAGGCCGAGGUGCCUUAUGACCUGCAUGUAACAAAGUACGCUCAAUACGCGCGCGAAUUUGUCAGAACAAGGAAUGUUUACUCCUGGCGUGGUAUUGUGGCAGUGGGAGGCGACGGAGUUCUCUUUGAGGUUCUAAACGGAAUGUUCGAGCGACUGGACUGGCAACAGGCGCUUUCUGAAGUUCCUCUGGCUAUUUUGCCCUGUGGAUCAGGCAACGGCUUGGCAAAAAGUAUUUGCCAUCAAUUCAAUGAACCGUACAUUCCCCAAAACCUCACUGGGCUGUCCAUGGCGCUAACCAGAGGUAAAACAACGCCCCUGGAUGUAGUUCGAAUAGAGACGAAGACGAAAAUUAUGUUCUCUUUUCUCUCUGUCGGCUGGGGACUGCUUUCGGACAUCGACAUUGAAAGUGAACGGUUACGAGCAAUCGGCGGCCAGAGAUUCGCCGUUUGGGCACUGGCGAGGAUACUAGGCCUGAGGAAGUACAAAGGAGUCGUUAGUUACGCGAGGAUCAAGGACCUGAGUAAUCUUCCCAAGCCCAAACAGCCGCUCACUCUCAGCCACAGCGUGAGUCAGGACGGCGCGUUAGAUUCCCCCGAUGCGGAAGCGUUUAUAGAUUGCGAUGAACGUUCAUCCGACAUGUUCUCCAGCGCCCUGAACGGUAAACAUCAACGGGUCGACUCGUGGUAUUCGGUCAAUUCUCGAAGGAGCGCAUUCUUCAGCACCAGAGGUUCGGAAUACCACAGCGUGACGAGCGAGAACUCCGAGAUGCGGUCGCCGGUGCACGUGUGCAUGCACGGCCCCGCCUCACAUCUUCCCUCGCUCAUGUCUCAGCUGCCGUCGCACUGGACACAAGAGGAAGGAGAGUUUAUCAUGGUGCACGUUUCGUAUCAAUCCUAUAUCGGCGAGGACUUUCUGUUCGCGCCGCGCUCCCAGCUGUCAGACGGCAUCAUGUGGAUGCUGAUCAUCAAAGCAGGAGUGUCAAGAUCACAACUCCUGUCGUUCCUUGUCAACGCAGACCAAGGUUUGCACGCAGAACACGACACGGAGUACAUUAAAAUGGUUCCUGUCAGUGCAUUUAGGAUAGUUCCCGAGGGUUCCGAAGGCCACCUGACCGUGGACGGGGAGCUAGUGGAGUACGGCCCGAUACAAGCGGAAAUAUUCCCCAAUAUAGUAAAUCUCUUAGUGCCGGACACUCAGUAACGUCCGAAAUUAGUUGAAGGUGAUGCAUUGACUGAAUUUAUUUAACGAAAUAAAACCGAGCCCACGAAAGUGCAAUACAAAGGAAUACUAUAAUAAUAUUGCCAUUAAAUUAAUUAAAUGGUUGUGCCACAAUAAUAUCUAAAUUAGCUAAGUACCAAAAUUUUUAAUUGAUUGAUGAAUGAUCAUUCCGUUAUACCUAAUUGUUAUUUAAAUUGAUUUAAUAAUUACAUUUAGUCGUGACGGGGAUAAAAUAAGUUUUCAUUGAUUGAUUUAAUAUGCUGAUUGUGAUAAUUUUAUUAUAAGCGAUACAUUACAAAUUACUUGAAUUCACAUUUACUUAUAUGUCGGCUACUAGUCAAGCUUCCUAAACGCAAAAGUGCCAAAAUUCUGCACUAUAAUACGUUACUGUUAUACAAUAACGUUGGUUGAAGUUGUAAAGGAAUUGAUGAAAAUUAUAAUUUAAAUAAGAUGCUCAAAAGAGGGCAAUAUACUACUUACUAUAACUUGAUCUUAUUUAUUUAUAAUGCUUAGCUAGAAGCUUGUGCAUUAUUGUUGUUGCAUUUCUAUAAUUUAUUUAAAUAUAAGAGUGUUAUUUGGUUUGUAUUUUAGUACCAGCCCACGUAGCAAGGCCCGCGCGACGCCGAUUUUAUUGCGCGAAAAACUGUCGCUGUUUCGUUUUUUUUUAUGACUUAAAACGGGACAGCGAUAAGACGUCGCGCGUGCUAUGAAAAGGGGGCAGGGCUGCCUUUGAUAUUGUAUUUAUUUAUACUUGUUUUUAAAUCGCACUAUCUAUUUCUCUUAGCAGAUUAGCCUUCUUGGCAUUUUUUGUUUACAAGCGUACAGCAAUUUGGCAUGGUAUAAAUUUUAACGGAACAAAACAAUCUAUUUCCACGUAAUCAUUUUUUCCGUUGUCGGUGAACGGGCAUUCGUUUUAAGUGUCGCUCAAAAUGGAGGAGUAUAAAAUUGUCCCAAAUUCCAAUACAUUUGAGAACACCCUGUUGUAUUUCAUAGUUACUUUUAAGAUUUACUCCAAAGUGCAAAAAAAGGUAUAGAUUAAAAAAAAUCCUUAUGUGCACUGUUUUAUCCUAAAAAUACAUAUCUGUUUGUACUGAAAAACAUUUAAGACUUAAUUUUUGGUGUUUAAUUAUUAACAAUAAAUGAAUUAGAUUACUUCACCUUACAUACAUAUGUACUAAUUCUUUAAAUUUUUAUAAAUCGUAAAAUUUUUGUGUAUACUUUUGUUCGUAUUUGCUUUGUCAACUUUACCUAACAUUCCUAAUAAGAUGAUUUUAUCACAAUGUAAGUAUUUAGGUAGUUCACAUUUUUUAAAAAAAUAUUUGAUCAAUAACUAGUUUUUAAGUAUAAUUUGGGUUUGGGUCCCUAACUACUUAGUAGGUACUUAUAAGAGGUAAUUUUACAAAAAUAACCAACUUUAUUUGAAAUUGAAUUUCAUUUUUGGACCAUGAAAGAGUCUUGUUUGGUGUAUAGUUCUUGCGUUCAAUUCACAAGGUCUUGGGUUUAAUUCUUGCCAUGAUGGAAUAUUGUUAUAUCCUAAUAUUGUAUGAAUUAUCAGUAUUAUUGGGUUAGUGCCGAAAGUCCUAUUUGUAUAGUUGAGUUAGUUGGUUUUUUCUACACUCGAUACUGAAUCAUGAUACUAGCUCAAUCUUCCUGGUUUUAUUAUAUAUUUAAUAGACUUUGUCGACAAUUCAACAACUUGAAUUGUACAUCGUUAAUCCGCAGGGAUCACUCCAUCCAUUUAUUUAGAAGUCGUUGACGGUGAGUAAAAAUACCUCUUCAAAAAUUUCAAAUGUAUAUAUAAGCCGGCCGGAAACCACGAAAUAAGCCAACCGUGCUACAUGCCAAAUGUUUUAAUGCAUGCAUGCAAGGGCAUGUAAGCUGUCGUUAACAUGCUGUCUUUAGCAAAGUUGAAGUCAACCACUGAAUGUAAUCAAAAAUAUUCUCUGAUAAGACAGAAACAGAAUUUGUAUUGUUUAACUGAGUUAAUGCUCUUUUUUAAUGAUUUUGCCAGAUAUACAAUAGCAGUGUUAAUCAAUUAAUAUAUCGUUUAUAUUAAAAAUUUCUGUGAUAAUAAUAAAUUUCGCCAUAGACAUUAAUUCCGAGAAUAGAUCACAUAUAACCCCAGUUAAUGCCUAAUUUGUAAUGUUAUGUUAUUUAUUUUGAUAUGUGAUAACUUUUUUUAUAUACUUAAUUUAUAUGUUAAUAAAAAAUCGUAACUAAAAUGUGAUUUAACAAAAAUAAAUGAAUUUUUGUCAAGUAGUAGAUACAAAAGAUGUGUUAUAAAAAAUUUCCCUAAUUAUUAUGCAGAUAUACUAGGGCUGUGAAAUAGUUUAGAGUAUAAAAGAAACCGGAAAUACGGUAAGUAUGCACAAAAUUGCAGAAACGAAAUAAAAAAUGAGUUACAAAUGACUUCUUCGGCUUUAGUCCCGGUUGCAUCGUUAUCACUCUGUAGAAGAGCUCAGGAUAUGCCUUUGACCAUGGAUCCUAGAUUGGAUUAGAAAUACUUAUUACCAUCUUAAUUAAAGUUAAAAAAUGUCGUCAUAAAUGCAAUCACUCUUAAUAUCCAGAUUCUAUCUUAGUAAUUUCAUUUAUCAGCACAGUAUAAGAAGCACAAAAUAUUUUCUUUUCAACAUUCUGUAGUGUGGAUAUCUUUAGCGCCAUGGUUUACCAAGGGGUUUUAAUAAGCAGCUUGCUUUUAAAAUUAAAAAAAAAUUGUCUGUUUUUUAAAAGUAGUUCUCAGCCGUGUUAUCAAUAAUAAGGGCAAUAUUUAGCAGAUACUGUAAUAAUCUUGUAUUGAACUUAAUCAGAAUAAAGCAGUAAUAAUUCCACAUAAUAUUGUUUGUUAGAGUAUGUCAUUCAUAUCUAUUAGAUUUUAAAAGUAAAUUUAAGGAAUAUUGUCAGGAUGAGGUUCUGUUUUCAUGUAAAAUUUGUUAUUAAACUAAUUGUAAUCUACCAAGCCUUGGCCGAGACAUAUUAUGAUAGGUCUUCUAUUUAUAACAAAUCACCUGCAUUGUUGUAAAAAGAAUGUUUAUGAAACUGUUGUUAAUAAAUAAUUUAUAAAAA
Messenger RNA from Amyelois transitella, 4929 nucleotides. RefSeq names its product sphingosine kinase 1. The coding region runs from base 22 to 1848 and encodes 608 amino acids. Gene Ontology annotation, biological process: sphingosine biosynthetic process. The transcript has 3 exons. Gene Ontology annotation, cellular component: membrane; cytoplasm; intracellular membrane-bounded organelle. NCBI's taxonomy places the organism in Eukaryota, Metazoa, Arthropoda, Insecta, Lepidoptera, Pyralidae. The record is from RefSeq and is a predicted model, not a curated record.